Messenger RNA from Musa acuminata AAA Group (dessert banana), 4272 nucleotides. Its product is annotated as pre-mRNA-splicing factor ATP-dependent RNA helicase DEAH7-like. Lineage: Eukaryota; Viridiplantae; Streptophyta; Magnoliopsida; Zingiberales; Musaceae. Gene Ontology annotation, biological process: mRNA splicing, via spliceosome. The transcript is spliced from 18 exons. The record is from RefSeq and is a predicted model, not a curated record. Bases 397 to 4164 code for a protein of 1255 amino acids. Gene Ontology annotation, molecular function: ATP binding; helicase activity; RNA binding. Gene Ontology annotation, cellular component: spliceosomal complex; intracellular anatomical structure.
CCAUCUCCUGAGCCGAGACGGAAACCGACUCGUUCCCAUUAGGCGAGUCUGGUGGCAAAUAAGCCCUUGGCAUACCUGCUAUCUCCUGAGCGGCUCGCGCUGCGCUCUCUGCGACAAGCUGCGAAACCCCCCGGCCCCUUUCCCUGCGCCUUCCUGCAUCGUUCGGAUACUUCCUCGCCUCGAUCUCUCCGUCCCCCUCUCCCUUGUUUCUAGCUCUCAUCCUCUGCAAAGAGAUUUUAGGGUCAGGGCCCCUUGAUCGCGCCUUCGGCUCACCCGAUAAGCUGGCGCACUUCUCGCUCAUCAUUCGUCGCCGACGGAGCCCCGCCUUAACCAGUGGGACUUUGUGAUCGAGAUAAUAUCCGUUUCACAUCACAAGUAGCGUGUGGAAGAACUAUUAUGGAGGAAGUGAAAAAGGUUAUCGAUAUAAACUCAACAACCACUAUCUUGGAACCUGAAACAAGCAUCAGGGGAGGUUUGUACUUGCCACAGCAGGAAAGAGUAAUGUAUAGACCCCCAGAGAGAAAAUUAAAUUUGGGUUUGGAUGUUCUUGCUAGUAUAAAAAGAGAGAAGGGGGAUUUGGGAUUUAAAGCACCUGCUCCAAAAAAAGUUGUGACCUUUGACUCUUUUGACGAAGAUGAGAAAUGCGACCCUUCUGGGAUUGAAGAAUCAAGAGAUGAUUCACCCCGUGGUCUUCGGGGACACACAUCUAGGCAGUACCGUGCAUCUUUUGUUGAAGAAAAUUCACUUCAAGAAUCUACCAUGACAUCUGAUGGUGCAGGCAGCCAAACCUCUCACUCACAACGCACAAAUGAAACCCCACGUCUUGAGGUUUCUUCGUCUAGAAGCUCUAGGAGCAUUCAUUCUCGCAGUUCAGAUAAUUACGAGAGGAGUGAGAAACAAAGGUAUCGCAGUGUUGAAUAUGGCAGAAGAGAUGAACACGGGAGAUCCAGAUAUACUACAGAUUAUAGCAGGAAGAGGAGUCGGCACGAACAGACUUCAAACACUCCUUCGAGGUCAGGCUGGGAUGACGGGAGGUGGGAAUGGGAAGAUACUCCACGUCGAGGUUCUAGGGACAACUAUUCUGUGCCUCACAGAAAUCGACCUUCACCCUCUCCAAUGUUGGCAGGUGCCUCACCUGAUGCACGGCUUGUGUCCCCGUGGCUGGGUGGUAAUACACCUCGUUCUGCAGUUUCUCCAUGGGAUAGUGUAGCUCCCUCUCCGACACCAAUACGUGCCACAGGCUCCUCAAAAAGAUCUGAUUCGUCUCAGAGUGGAAAACAUCGGCUACGUUUUACUGUUGCAGCUGAUUCAGAGGAAAAUGAAGCAGCUGAAAGCACCUUAACCACAUUUAAGCCUUAUGAGAUCACAGAGGAAAUGCGCCAAGAGAUGGAUUACAAUGCUGACCGAGCAUGGUACGACAGAGAUGAACAUAACACAAUGUUUGAUGGUGAUAGCUCGUCAUUGUUUGGUGGGGAUGAUGCUUCUUAUAAAAAGAAAGAAGCAUCACUGGCAAAGAAACUGACUCGUAAGGAUGGAACAUUGAUGACCCUUGCCCAAAGUAAGAAGUUAUCACAAUUGACUGCUGAUAAUGCUCAGUGGGAAGACCGACAGCUAUUGAGAUCGGGGGCUGUUAGAGGAACAGAGGUGCAGAUUGACUUUGAGGAUGAGGAUGAGCGCAAAGUCAUCCUUUUAGUUCAUGAUACAAAGCCCCCUUUCCUGGAUGGUAGGGUGGUAUUCACAAAACAGGCUGAACCUGUAAUGCCUAUUAAAGAUCCCACAUCAGAUAUGGCUAUAAUUGCUCGUAAAGGUUCUGCUCUGGUUAGGGAAAUCCAUGAAAAGCAGAGUAUGAAUAAGUCACGCCAACGGUUUUGGGAGCUGGCAGGAUCAAAACUUGGUGACAUUCUAGGGGUCCAGAAGACAGCUGAGCAGAUUGAUGCAGAUACCGCAGUGGUAGGAGAAGAAGGCGAAGUGGAUUUUAAAGAGGAAGCCAAGUUUGCAAGGCAUAUGAAAGAGAAAGGUGAAGCAGUAAGUGAGUUCGCCAAGUCGAAGUCCAUUUCACAACAAAGGCAGUAUCUUCCAAUAUAUUCUGUUCGUGAGGAACUGCUGAAGGUUGUUCGUGAAAAUCAGGUAAUAGUUAUAGUUGGGGAGACUGGUUCUGGGAAGACAACUCAAUUGACACAGUAUCUUCAUGAAGAUGGAUAUACAAAUAGUAGUAUUAUUGGUUGUACACAACCAAGACGUGUGGCAGCCAUGAGUGUUGCAAAACGAGUCAGUGAGGAGAUGGAAACAGAGUUGGGUGAUAAAGUUGGUUACGCCAUAAGAUUUGAAGAUGUCACUGGUCCAAAUACUAUAAUAAAGUACAUGACGGAUGGGGUACUUCUGCGUGAAACAUUGAAGGACUCUGAUCUUGACAAAUACCGAGUAAUUAUCAUGGAUGAAGCACACGAGAGAUCACUGAGUACCGAUGUUUUAUUUGGUAUACUGAAGAAGGUAGUUGCUAGGCGACGCGACUUCAAGCUUAUUGUAACGUCUGCGACGCUGAAUGCUAAAAAAUUUUCCGACUUCUUUGGAGGUGUUCCGACUUUUCAAAUCCCUGGAAGGACAUUCCAUGUAAAUAUCCUGUACAGCAAAACACCGUGUGAAGACUAUGUUGAAGCUGCUGUUAAGCAGGCGAUGACUAUUCACAUUACAAGCGCUCCUGGUGACAUUCUCAUCUUUAUGACAGGGCAGGAUGAGAUUGAAGCUGCCUGCUAUGCUCUUGCUGAGCGUAUGGAACAGCUCAUCGCAUCCACAAGCAAAGCAGUCCCAAAGCUCUUGAUAUUGCCUAUCUAUUCUCAGCUGCCAGCUGAUUUGCAAGCAAAGAUCUUCCAGAAAGCUGAAGAUGGUGCUCGGAAAUGCAUUGUUGCAACCAACAUUGCAGAGACAUCCCUUACAGUAGAUGGUAUCUUUUAUGUGAUAGACACAGGAUAUGGUAAAAUGAAGGUUUACAAUCCUAGAAUGGGCAUGGAUGCUCUACAAGUGUUUCCAGUUAGCCGAGCAGCAGCUGACCAACGGGCUGGGCGUGCUGGCAGAACUGGUCCUGGCACUUGCUAUCGGUUAUUUACAGAGUCUGCGUAUCAAAAUGAGCUGCUUCCUAACCCUGUUCCAGAGAUCCAGAGAACAAAUCUGGGCAAUGUGGUUUUGCUGCUUAAAUCCUUAAAGAUUGAAAAUCUUUUGGAUUUUGACUUCAUGGAUCCGCCCCCGCAGGAAAAUAUUCUCAAUUCAAUGUACCAGCUGUGGGUGUUGGGCGCCUUGAACAAUGUUGGAAGCCUCACUGAGAUUGGGUGGAAGAUGGUGGAAUUUCCCUUGGAUCCACCGCUUGCGAAAAUGUUGUUGAUGGGGGAGCAGCUAGAGUGCAUAAAUGAGGUUUUAACAAUCGUGUCUAUGCUUUCAGUGCCUUCAGUUUUCUUCCGACCAAAGGAUCGGGCAGAGGAGAGCGAUGCGGCAAGGGAAAAAUUCUUUGUUCCAGAAUCUGAUCACUUGACACUUCUCAAUGUAUACCAACAAUGGAAAGCAAACCAAUACCGUGGGGACUGGUGCAAUGACCACUUCUUGCAUGUGAAGGGCCUUAGGAAGGCAAGGGAAGUCAGAUCCCAGCUGUUAGACAUACUCAAGUCCUUGAAGAUUCCCCUGACUUCAUGUGGGAUGGAGUGGGAUGUGGUCAGGAAAGCAAUCUGUUCUGCUUAUUUCCACAAUGCUGCCAGAUUGAAAGGUGUGGGUGAAUAUGUGAAUUGCCGGAAUGGAAUGCCCUGCCACCUGCAUCCCAGCAGUGCACUGUAUGGGCUUGGAUACACUCCAGAUUACGUGGUUUACCAUGAACUUGUACUGACCACAAAGGAGUACAUGCAAUGUGUGACUGCAGUCGAGCCACAUUGGCUGGCUGAGCUGGGACCAAUGUUUUUCUCUGUUAAAGAUUCCGAUACAUCUAUGCUUGAACACAAGAAGAAGCAGAAGGAAGAGAAGACUGCAAUGGAGGAGGAGAUGGAGAAUCUGAGAAAAGAGCAAGCCGAAGCAGAUAAGUUGAACAAAGAGAGGGAACGGGAGAAAAAGGCAAAACAGCAGCAGCAAGUCAUCAUGGUAGGUGUGCGGAAGGGCCCAAGGACGUAUCUCAGACCCAAUAAAUAAGGUUUGUGAAUCGAGCUAAAAUUUCCAGAGCUAGCGACUUGUGUUUUCUUUGAAACGUAUCUGUUGUACCAUAAGAAUUACUAAUCAGAAUGAAUAUCCACAUUCAUA